Messenger RNA from Lathyrus sativus (Indian pea), 321 nucleotides. NCBI's taxonomy places the organism in Eukaryota, Viridiplantae, Streptophyta, Magnoliopsida, Fabales, Fabaceae. The record is from the annotation of a GenBank genome assembly.
AUGAGUCUCAAUUGUCUUUCCUGCAGCCAAAUUUUGCAAAGGACAGACUCAUUUCAAGAGGUAUUCCAAGAAGAAGAGUAUAGGGAAAGGAACAAAAAGGUCGCAAGAACAUGGUCGGGAAAUAUAUCACAGGAUAAAGAAAUGACCAAAGGCGGACCUCUGGCGAAGAUUAAGGCCAAUCAUCGCCGCAAUCAUAGUACAGGAAAUAUUCCUUUUUCGAGCAAUGGACCGAAGUUGGUGAGGAGUAGUGGAAUGAGAAGAGAUUGGAGUUUUGAGAAUUUGGCUGAGAUACAACAAGACCAAAGUGUGACUUGCCAUUAA